Molecule: messenger RNA, 1104 nt
Organism: Thunnus maccoyii (southern bluefin tuna)
Lineage: Eukaryota; Metazoa; Chordata; Actinopteri; Scombriformes; Scombridae
Product: butyrophilin subfamily 1 member A1-like
Exons: 2
Coding region: 26-757 (243 amino acids)
Source: RefSeq, a predicted model, not a curated record
UGAUGUUACAUGGCUACUUGUUCAAAUGCUCUUUCCAGGUGAACCUCGGUUAAGUGGCUCAUCGGAACCAGUAGUAGGAUUCGUUGAUGAUGAUGUCAUCCUGCCCUGUAGACUGCAACCUGCAGAGAGUGUUGCUGAGAAGACAGUUGAGUGGACAAGAUCUGACCUUGAUCCCGAAUUUAUUCAUAUUUUCCGUGAAGGGCAGGAGUUAUAUGACCAACAAAACUCAAACUUUCGACAAAGGACAAGUCUGUUCCUGCACAAACUGAGGAAUGGCAACAUGUCAUUAAAACUGAGUCGUCUAAAACCCUCUGAUGAAGGAAAUUACACAUGCAAAUUGCUUAACAGGGAGAGGGCGGGGGAGGAACUUUUGAUCCAAGUUAGUGUUGUCGUAGGUGCUGUUUCUGAGCCAAUGAUCUCCGCCGUGUUCGUUGAAGGCACUAAAGGAGAGCUCAAGUGUGAAGCUAAGAAGUGGUAUCCAAAGCCUGAGAUGGAGUGGAGGGACGGGAUGGCACGUAUCAUCUCUCGUGACUCCAACAGUACAGAGCACGAUGGAUACUACUCUGUCUACAGCACAAUCACUGUUGAGAUGACGCCUAAAGGCAUCUACACCUGUACAGUUCGACAACAGAACAUCCACCAAUCUAAGGAGACAAAUUAUACUAUUCCUGGCAAGUCUUCUUCAGUGUAUUUCAUGAUAAAACACUACCACAGCUUAACGCUGAAUCCCCUCAUCUUAAUGCUAACAGCGUGCUAACAUGCUACAGUAUCAGAAGCAUAGAAACAAGCCACUACCUGUUAACAAACUUCUAUUAACUCUUGGAUUGUCAGUAUGGGAAUAUUAGCAAGAUAAUGUCCUCACAGGGCUGCUUCUGUGGCUGUAGACUUUAAAAUCUUGUUUAAAGCAGACAUAACAUAUAAUGUUAUGUUAUGAUAUCAGAUGUUAAAUAUGGUCGAAGUACCAAAACUUGAGAUGCACGUAUGUAGAAAUGUCACCUUCGAGUCAAAAGUCAGGGCUUUAAUCUGCUCUGAACAAUGUGUUUGUAAGGUUGCCUUACUUCCUCCUUGUGAUGAGGUCAGAGUGUUCACACAUGCCCAUAAACA